UCUGAGCCGGGGUUGUUGGGUAGGAUGAACUUCAUAAGAAAAGCAACGGACAAAGCUCAAGGUGCAAUCAACGCAGUGGCGCACUGUCGUAUUAUCUGAACAAGCUAGGGAUCAGCAAAAUGAACUUCCUCCUGGAAACCCUUCAGGUUGUCGUAAUGUCAGUCUAUUACAACAUAGAGGCGUUUGUUAAACUUUUCAUCCCACUCAAGAAGAAAAAUGUAACCGGGGAAAUCGUCCUGAUCACCGGGGCGGGUAGCGGUAUUGGCCGUCUAAUGGCAGAGAAGUUUGCCCCCUUGGGUGUCUCUUUGAUCCUUUGGGACAUCAAUCAGAAGGGAUUAAAGGAGACUGCAAAACUAGUGAAGGAGAAAGGUGCACAAAGGAUCCACUACUACAUAUGUGACUGCAGUGACAAAGCUGAGGUCUACAGAGUGGCUGACCAGGUCAAGAGGGAAGCAGGGGAUGUAAGCAUUCUCAUCAACAAUGCAGGCAUCGUCACCGGCAGAAAGUUCAUGGAAGCACCAGACUCUUUAAUUGAGAAAACCAUGGAAGUUAACACCAUGGCCCACUUUUGGACAUAUAAAGCAUUCCUCCCAGCGAUGACAGCCAACAACCAUGGUCACCUGGUCAGCAUUGCCAGUUCAGCUGGUCUGAUUGGAGUCAAUGGACUAGCAGAUUACUGUGCCAGUAAGUUUGCUGCUAUUGGCUUUGCUGAGUCUGUUGCUUUGGAGCUGCUGGCUACGGGGAAGGAUGGAGUCAAAACUACCAUAGUGUGUCCAUACUUCAUAAACACAGGCAUGUUUGAUGGCUGCAGUAGUAAAUGGCCCCGUUUGAUACCUAUGCUGGAUCCAGACUACGUAGCAAAGAAGAUAAUUGAAGCCAUUUUAACUGACCAAGUUUACCUUCUGCUUCCAAAGAGCAUGUAUUUUGUGAUGGGCCUAAAGAACUCCUUGCAGUGGAAGCAAGCAGCUCUCCUGGGAAGGUACCUGGGGGGCACUGAGAAUCUAGAGCCAUAUGAGACCUUGCACUUUAAACUGCACUGAGCCCUUCGUGCUGCAUUUGGCUUACGUUUAACACAUUGAUGCUGUCAUACGAAUUGUCUUCAUUACAAAGCCAUUCAAAUAAGUGGCAUUGGUUAUGGAUUCCAGUGCUGAUAUGUAUGUUUAUUAGUAGUCUGCAUUUCACUCUUACUUUUCCCCGGUGAUUUUUGUUAGCAUAACAUUUAUACCAACAUUUGGGUAAUGGCUGGAGUGAAAUUGUUCAUGCUAAUGUUUUGGGUGAGGUUAGAUGUCUCCCCAAACGCUUCUGCAUGAUUACACGUGUGUUGAUGGGUUUGCAUACAGGUCUACUGUAUUUUAUGGCACCUAAGAAUGAGCUCCUUUAUAUAAAUAUUACAUUGGGAAGUUUGAAUGUUUAACUUCGAUCCAAUGACAGAUUAAGAAAUAAAACAACAACAAAACAAAUGCAGCAUUGUGCUUCAAAUGCACUUUACAUGUUUGGGGUGUGGUUAGAUGUAUGUUCACCAGUUUCUAUGUGGGCAUCAUAUGUAAAUCUCCUUGGAAUAUGUGAAUACUUAAUAAAUAUAUUUUUUCUAUUUUGUUUUUGGAAAACCUGAAUGAUGGCAUCUUAAUCUAUGGUGGUUGAGCAAACCUAAAAACUAUUCUGCAUUUAUAGCUAUGUAUUUAAUGUGGUAGAAAAAAAGAGGGCCAAUGCAAAGCUGUGUUAGGAUUGUCAUUGUCUAGCAGACAAUAGUGUUGUCUAUAUCAGCAUUAUAUAUUUUGAUAGGAACUUUUGUACAUAAACAGCUCCCUCUCAUUAUUUCGUAAACAACAAUUUUGCCCAUAGAUUCAUCGGGUAAUUGAUUGUAAUAGAGGAUAAAAACACUAUGCAUUAUGUGACAGUUUCCAAUGCUCAGGGUUCCACACUUUCUACAGUAUUAUUUUGUGUUUUUUGCAUUCAUGUGUAGAAUAUGUAGGCUCAGUGUGUAAAGUUGGACAAUGUCAUGAUGUGCUUUAGUGAUUCCUUGCGGUUAAUAUCAGGGACGUUCAAUCUCAAUUAUAGUCGUAAAGCUGGGAAAGGUGUUUAACUUAAACUGAAGUGUACCAGGUUCCUGGUUGAGCUAGCAGCUUGAUAAGUAUCAGAAACUCUUGGCAAUAUGAGAUUGGAAAAUACAUGCCUCAAUCAGAGGUUGUUCCUACCUACUAUAGAGUUGUUGCAACCAGGAAAAGUCUGGUUAUUACAAUCUGGGGGGUUGAAAAAUAGGGGGAGUACUUAGUACUAGAUAUUUUUUUAAUUCACACUUAUUAAAACAAAUUUCAGCACUAUUGAACUACUUCACAUGACACUUAAAAAUACAUCUAACCAGCCUGUUUGGAGUGAGCAUUUCAUUCUUGGUUUUGUUGUCAACAGGGUUUGAAGUUCAACAGAUUUCACAUGAACUUGUUCUAAUUAGGAAAUGCAUAUAUUAUGUAUUGUGUCUAGCAACUUUUGCUAUAUAUUAUUGUUAUUAAAAAUGAUUUGUGUGCGUGCGCGUGUGUUCCCGUCCGUGUGUGUGUGUGUAUUACCCCCUUAAGCAACUAAAAUCCGUCAGAGUACAUACCAGUAGUUAUCAAUGUCUAAAGAUAAGAAUUACCCUAAGUCUAAAAGUGACAUAGUGUAUGUCUGGAGCGUGAUGCCUGAUUAGCAUCUGAGAUCCCUUUCGAUGUGACUUGGGACAACAAAUACUCCCAGUGGUUACUACCCCGUGUAGUUGUAAAGACAGUAUCUCAAUGUGUUUGAGUAGAAUGAGCAGUAAUGCACAGUUUACCAAAAUGUCAGUAUUGUUUUGAUACUAAAACACAACCGUUUGGUACGUCAUCAAAAUAAUUUCUGAAUAGUCAUAUUUAAAG
Messenger RNA from Esox lucius (northern pike), 2885 nucleotides. RefSeq names its product short chain dehydrogenase/reductase family 16C, member 5a (gene sdr16c5a). Bases 120 to 1040 code for a protein of 306 amino acids. The transcript has 7 exons. NCBI's taxonomy places the organism in Eukaryota, Metazoa, Chordata, Actinopteri, Esociformes, Esocidae. Gene Ontology annotation, molecular function: oxidoreductase activity, acting on the CH-OH group of donors, NAD or NADP as acceptor. Gene Ontology annotation, cellular component: lipid droplet. The record is from RefSeq and is a predicted model, not a curated record.